Stylophora pistillata is the source of this 3243-nucleotide messenger RNA. RefSeq lists its product as uncharacterized. The record is from RefSeq and is a predicted model, not a curated record. NCBI's taxonomy places the organism in Eukaryota, Metazoa, Cnidaria, Anthozoa, Scleractinia, Pocilloporidae. Gene Ontology annotation, cellular component: Golgi apparatus; Golgi membrane.
CAUAUUUGUGUUCUCCACGUCGCAUACGUUCUAACUCGAUGUAAACCCAGUGAGUGGCAUUCAAGUUGGAAAUGUUUUGAACAUUUUCUGCACGGAUCAAUGGAGGCGAGAGACUAUUUGAAGUCCCAUCUAAUUCAGACUGCUUGCUAACCGUCGAUCGUUACGAGAUGUGUAACAGGAGAAACAAACCAAUUUUUCAAGGAGCUGUAUUUUUAGCUCUUCUAGGUGGCCUUGGGUACACAAGCUACUUGUACAACACUGUUUCCGUAGACUUAGAGAUCUCGAAAUCAGAAGCGAAUAGGUAUCUCCAGAAACAGGAGUCGUUCUCAUCCCAGCUUCAAGUUGUUUAUGAACAUCGAGCUCGGCUGGAAAGAUCACUACAAAAAGAAAAGGCUGAUCACAAGAAUUCCAAGCUAGAGUUUUCUAAAAAGCAAAAGGAGUUUAUUUUGAACGUAACCAGAUCCAAGCAUGAAAACAGAAACAGGUUCAAUUCUUUAGAGACUUCAUACAACAUGCUGAAGGCCCAGAAUAAGGAGCUUGAUACAGAAUAUAAUCGUCUCCAACAACAGUACUUUCGUCUCAGUUCAGAGCACAGCACUCUCAAUAACCAACAAAAGAGGAACUUUCAGAUUUUCAAAGAACAGAAGGCAAAUGAGAUAGCAUCACUUGAUGAGGAAAUCAAAACACUGAAGAAACAGGUUGUGGCAUUAAGAACGCAUCUUAAGACAAGAGGAGAGGAACUUGACCGUCACAAGUUGUCCAGCUCUCAAGAAUUGAAAAGAAGUAAGCAAUACCAGGAAACAAUUAGCACUCUGGAAGAAGAACUUGCAUCCUACAAGGAAAGACUUGAAAAAGCUCAGCAAAGAAGUUAUAAAACCGUUGGUGAGGACAAACUUAAAAACGAUAAAACACCAGGUACGAUUAAGCAAGGUGGCGAUUUACGUAACUCUUUUAAGUCAGGAGUAUUAACCCAGGGAGACCAAGAAAAAAUGGGUGUGGAAAAAGCCAAUCAAACAGGUUCCCCUGGAAUGGAGAGCAGACAGACUGAGGAACGCACAGUCAUGGAUCGCCAUCGUCGUGAGACUUCCAUACCAGCCACACAUUUCAAUUCUGACGAGGAAGAACGAAGGAGACCCACCGAUGAGAAUCAAGAACAGGACAAUAUUCAGUUAAGAAGGGAAGACAGCAGAAGAACUGAAGACUCCCCUAGUGAGAGUGACCAGGUCCGCAAUGAUGUUCCUUUGAGAGACAGUGACGAAGACACAGGGGACGAAAAUAAAAAACGUGGUGUCGAUUUUGUCUCUGCUACAGAUAAAUCAGUGAAUAGAUGGGAUAGUAUUAUAAAGUCCGAGCGAGAUAGUCAGAGAGCCAAUCAGGAAGGAAGAGAAGGCAACGAAGAAGGCAUAGAGGAAGAAGGUGAGGAGGUAAAUGUAGGAGAGAGAAACAAGAGAUCAGUUGAUGAUGCAGAAACCUUCCGAGAACAGAACAAGAAUGAGCCAAAUGAUGUUCAGAAACAACCUGGCGAGAGAGAGAUGGCAAAUGAACGCAAAGGCGUAGCUCAGCUGGGAGACAAAGAUGGUGAACAAAACGAACAGGGACACCAAGGUGACGAGGCAAGGAGAGCGCGUGCCCAGUAUGGCGAGGAACAGAGCAACAAACGGAAUGAAGAAGAGGCCCAGGAACGAGAUGGUCAGGACAAUGAAUUGUCACGAAAAAAAAUAAAUGAACAAGUGGCUGGAAUGCAAGAAGACUUCAAUAAAAAGAAAAUGCAUCAACAAAAUCAGGAUCGGGAAGAUCAACAAGAACUAGUACAACAAGUACAAAAAAUUCAACAACAGGUUGGGGAACUCUCUUUUCAACGAAACAAGCAUUAUGAAGCAAGAGAAUCACCAACACACAUUGAGUUGACUGCCAUCCCAGUCAAUUUACCGAGACAAGACACAGUUCAGGGGCAUAGAGUUCGGUCUGAUGCUGAUGAUGAUGACGAGGAUGCCAAUACUGAACAAGACACAGAGAAAGAUCCUGAUGAUGCCGACGAAGAUCAAGAGAGCGACAACAUAGAAUCAUUCGAACAACAACAACAACAAAAACCACAGGGGCAGGACACACAACGGGUCAAACCAAUCCAGGGUCAGCAAGGGUUACACCAUAGGGAAAGGACGUUUAACAGAGCGCUAAAACAUGCUGAUAAUAACAAUAAUAAUGAACAUAGCCAACAGGCGUGAUUAUGUGUUAAUUUCUUCUACCCGGGACCAGACCCUUCAAUGGGGAACGGGGCGAUUAACAGUGUCAUGAAAGAAGGGAAAGGGGCAGUAUUUUUCCCCUUUUGUUCCCUGCUUUUUUGCCGCUGCCUUAUUGGUCCUCGUUCCUCGGUUAUUCUCCUUGAUCCAUUCUAUAGUUUCUCUCUCAGGUGUAUUCUUGUCUUUGAAAUUCGAAAAACGAGGCGAACGCGCGAUGAGGUGUUUAUCAAGUCACGGUAAUAAUUACCUCUUCCACAUGGAAGAACAUAGCGCUAGUCGGUCAAAUUUGGUGUUGCUAUAUAACCGUUGACCAUGUCGUGCCCUUGUGGUGACAUUAAUUCAGAUGUACACUGGCGUGAAACUUUGGAGAAGAGAGUACCGUGCCUUGUUUUCUUGGUCGAUUAGUUAGAAGGUUCAUAACAUGGUUUUGAACAAAUUAAUUUAUUUAGGGAAUGAAGCGUAAGUUAACGAAAAGGGUUGACGGCCAAAACUGCGUCAUGUGUGACCCUCUUCUUCAAGGAAAAGUUAAGAUAGAGUUGUUUAAGUACCGUUGUAAUGGCAUACCAUAUAAAAUUGCCACUGCAAUGCCUAUUUAUUGCGGUUUUCAAUAUGUUUCUGCAUUUUUAAAAGUCAUGUCCAGAGACCUCACUUUUCAUGAUGGGCCUACCGCCCAUUCUGUCGGUUUACCACCGUUUUAAUUCACUGCAAGAUUUGUAAGAUCAUUCAAGUAUUACAGGUUCAUUCCUAAUAUUUGUUUAGACUCGUGUGGGCUACUGCACUGGUAAACCAAUGGAAGAGCGAUCUGUCGAGUAUCCAUUCCUAUGUGGUCUUCAUAAUUUUGUGCAUUUUGUAUGUGUAGAUGGCUCACAAUACGCAGUACACAAUGUACAUUGAUAAAGAGGUAACGUUUUAGAUUCAUAACAAAAUUAAUCAUUAGUUUGUAGGUUUUAAACCUCAGGAAAAUCUGAAACAGCAUGAAUAAUAAAUGGGGUUAGAAUUUGAA